AACAAAUUUGAUAGGAAGAGACCUACAUUGAACAAGUUCAACUAGUCCUCUGAAUCUCCAAGCUUUCUUUACUACAAUGGAGAACACGGGAACCAUGAAAGAAAAGAAGGAAAUCGAGAGAGACGACUUGGAGGAGGAGUUGCCGGAAGGGGCGGAGUCGGGUGGCUUGGGAAGGACCCUGCCGUGGACGAGGCAGCUGACUCUGCGUGGGGUUGUGGUGAGCGUCGUGAUAGGGGCCAUCUACAGCAUCAUAGCCAUGAAGCUGAACCUCACGACCGGGCUCGUCCCGAACCUCAACGUGUCAGCCGCGCUGCUCGCCUUUGUGCUUAUCCGCACAUGGACCAAGAUGCUCCACAGGGCUGGCUACGUCUCGAGACCGUUCACCAGGCAAGAGAACACCAUGAUCCAGACGUGCGCGGUCGCGUGUUACAGCAUUGCCGUUGGAGGUGGAUUUGCCUCAUAUCUAUUGGGGUUAAACAGGAGGACAUACGAAUUGUCGGGAGUGGAUGCUCAGGGAAAUUCCCCAAAGGCUGUGAAGGAGCCUGGGCUUGGUUGGAUGACUGGUUUCCUCUUUGUGGUUUGCUUUGUGGGUUUAUUUGUGUUGAUUCCACUCAGGAAGAUACUGAUUGUGGAUCUCAAAUUGACCUAUCCGAGCGGCUUGGCGACGGCGGUGCUCAUCAACGGCUUCCACUCACAGGGAGACAAAAUGGCCAAGAAGCAAGUUCACGGGUUCACGAAGUACUUCUCUUUCUCAUUCCUUUGGGGCUUCUUCCAGUGGUUCUUCAAAGGAAAAGAUGCUUGCGGUUUCGCGCAGUUCCCCACUUUCGGAUUACAAGCUUGGAAGCAAACAUUCUUCUUUGACUUCAGUAUGACUUUCGUCGGAGCGGGGAUGAUCUGUUCACACCUGGUGAAUCUGUCUCUGCUUUUAGGCUCGGUGAUCUCCUACGGCCUCAUGUGGCCGCUCAUCGAUCGCCACAAGGGAGACUGGUUUUCCGAUGGCCUGGAAGAGAGCAGUAUGAAGAGCUUAUAUGGCUAUAAGGCAUUUAUCUCCGUGGCUCUGAUCCUUGGCGAUGGGCUCUACAAUAUUGUAAAGAUAAUCUGUGUCACAGUCAGUAGCAUCCAUGGAAGAAUGAAGAACCAAAACCAAAACCUUGCUACAGCUGAAGAAGACCAGAGCAAAACCCUAGAGGACAAAAGACAAAACGAAGUCUUCCUGAGAGAGAACAUCCCUAUGUGGAUAGGACUCGCUGGAUAUAGCCUCUUCUCCGUCGUGUCCAUCAUCGUGAUCCCCUUCAUGUUCCCUGAGCUUAAAUGGUACUUCGUCCUUGUCGCGUACAUUCUCGCUCCGUCCCUAGCUUUUUGCAAUGCGUAUGGAGCCGGGCUCACGGACAUGAACAUGGCCUACAACUAUGGCAAAGUGGCCCUUUUCAUCCUCGCCGCCAUAUCGGGCAAGGAAAACGGCCUAGUCGCCGGCCUCGCGGGCUGUGGCCUCAUCAAGUCCGCUGUCUCCGUGGCGUGCAUCCUGAUGCAAGAUUUCAAGACGGCCCAUUUCACACUCACGUCCCCUCGAGCGAUGUUCCUCAGCCAGGUCAUUGGCACGGCCAUAGGAUGCGUGGUGGCUCCCUUAAGCUUCUUCCUAUUCUACAAGGCAUUUGACGUGGGAAAUCCUAAUGGAGAAUUCAAAGCACCGUAUGCUCUGAUCUACAGGAACAUGGCGAUCCUGGGUGUUCAGGGGUUCUCGGCUCUGCCUCGCCAUUGCUUGCAGCUCUGCUAUGGCUUCUUCAGCUUCGCAGUGGCUGUGAACCUCAUAAGAGAUCUCGGGCCAAGGAAGGUAGGGAAGUGGAUGCCACUUCCGAUGGCCAUGGCCCCUCCGUUUCUGGUGGGGGCAUAUUUCACGAUCGAUAUGUGCUUGGGGACUUUGGUUGUGUACAUUUGGCAGAAGCUCAAUGCGAACAAGGCAGAGCUGAUGGUUCCUGCGGUGGCUUCGGGGUUGAUAUGUGGGGAGGGACUGUGGACUCUUCCAGCUUCGGUCCUAGCCCUGGCCAAAAUAAAGCCUCCCAUUUGUAUGAAGUUUGUGCCUUCCUAAAGGACCUAGCGUAAACGUUACCUAGUUACAACAGAAAACUUAUUUAUCCGCUAAGUAGAUGACAGCAUGGAAUCUACCAUUGGAAAGUCAUUGUAAUACGGCCAAGGGCGUGAAACUCAUAGAUAUGUGAUGAUUAGUCCUUCCACUA
Messenger RNA from Rhodamnia argentea, 2234 nucleotides. RefSeq names its product metal-nicotianamine transporter YSL1-like. Gene Ontology annotation, biological process: seed development; response to iron ion. Bases 77 to 2086 code for a protein of 669 amino acids. The record is from RefSeq and is a predicted model, not a curated record. Gene Ontology annotation, molecular function: oligopeptide transmembrane transporter activity; iron-nicotianamine transmembrane transporter activity. The transcript has 7 exons. Lineage: Eukaryota; Viridiplantae; Streptophyta; Magnoliopsida; Myrtales; Myrtaceae. Gene Ontology annotation, cellular component: plasma membrane.